AUGGCAUAUUCUGUUCAUUAUCUUAGCCAGUUUAUGCGUUCGCCUACUCAAGCUCAUUUCAAAAUUGCGUUAAGACUCUUAAGAUAUUUAAAUGGUGCUCCUGGAAAAGUAAUUUUGUUUAAAAAGGAAGAUACUUUAGAUAUAAAAGCUUUUUCUGAUUCGGACUGUGCUAAAUGCCUAGGUUCUCGAAAGUCUGUUACUGGUUUUUGUGUGUUUUUAGGAAAUAAUCUUGUAUCAUGGAAAAGUAAAAAGCAGACCACCGUCUCAUGGUCUUCAGCUGAGGCAGAAUACCGAUCAAUGUGUGUUGCUACGUGUGAGAUUAUUUGGAUUUUGAAUCUUUUAAAGGAGUUGAAAGUGGAUGUUAAGCUUCCAGUUUAG
Molecule: messenger RNA, 378 nt
Organism: Helianthus annuus (common sunflower)
Lineage: Eukaryota; Viridiplantae; Streptophyta; Magnoliopsida; Asterales; Asteraceae
Exons: 1
Coding region: 1-378 (125 amino acids)
Source: RefSeq, a predicted model, not a curated record